Molecule: messenger RNA, 2154 nt
Organism: Neolamprologus brichardi
Lineage: Eukaryota; Metazoa; Chordata; Actinopteri; Cichliformes; Cichlidae
Product: small conductance calcium-activated potassium channel protein 2-like
Biological process (GO): potassium ion transport
Cellular component (GO): membrane
Molecular function (GO): calmodulin binding; small conductance calcium-activated potassium channel activity
Source: RefSeq, a predicted model, not a curated record
AUGGAGCAUCCCCCUUCCAUGACCUCCUCAAUGGUAGAUGGAGAUGAGCUGGAUGUCCAGCGCCCCAUCCUGCCACCGAGGAUGGUUCCUCAGCCCCAGGCGUGUGCCCCGCUAUGUGGGAUUCACCACACGGUCCAAACAGCAGCCGAGCACCCCGUGUGGCUGGACAGAACCCAGGCCAUGGCCACCACACCUUUAUACAACGGCCACCUUUAUGUCACGCCAUCUCCUCGCUGCAACAAAAGGGGAGACAAAUCCAAAGGGAAAGAGAAGAAGGGUGAGAAAAGGUCAGGGGGGAGUAGGCCAGGUCAAAAAGACCGAAACCACCAGUGCAAAGGCAAACUCUCAGGAUGCCACAGACUGCAGGAAAAAGUCACAUCUUUCACUGAUGUGCCGAUUGCUCGCUGUGGGUUACCCUUUGAGGGCCCCUGCAGGUCACCCCGAGAAAUCAGGGAUGUCGACGGUCAAGGUCAACGCAAGUCUGGUAAUGUUUCUGUGGAGAUGCAAGACCGCCAGAGUCUUCCAGAGAUAAUAAUCACCAGCAAGGACGACAACCCCCAGCAACACAACAAGGAGACCGAACAUCGUCAGGAUCCGUGUGAGGCAAAAGGCCUGCUGCCAGGAGCUGAGUGCCCCAGCACGAGCCCCACUUGCAGCCCUAAGACCAGCCCAAAGCACAAAAACGAUGGCGAUGGCGAUGGCGACGGCGACGACGACCGGUACCGGAGGUCCCACAACAUCGGCUGGCGGCUGGUUCGCAGGAGGGCACUGUUUCUGAGGAGGCAACGCCUGAACGACUGCGCCCUGGCGGUGGGGAUAUUCGGUGUUGUGGUGAUGGUGAUGGAGACGGAGCUCUCCUGGAGCAUCUACAGCAAGAGCUCCAUCUACUCCCUGGCACUCAAGUCAGUCAUCAGUUUUUCUACACUCAUCCUGAUUGGCCUCCUCAUAGCAUAUCACUGGUGUGAGGUGCAGCUCUACGUUCAUGAUAUUGGUGCAGAGGAUUGGCGGAUUGCCAUGACAACGGACCGUUUGGCUCUGAUAGUCCUGGAGCUGGCAGCGGUGGCCAUUCAUCCUUAUCCAGUGGGUCUGCAGGCCUACUUCCUGCAGGUCAAGACCCGCAUGACACUGUCAGAGACAGAGCUGGAGAUCGUCCUGGCUCUGCCCAUGUUCCUGAGGCUCUACCUGCUCGGUCGGGCAAUGAUGCUGCACAGCCGCCUCUUCACAGACACGGCCUCACGUAGUAUCGGGGCGCUGAACAAGAUACACUUCAACACCCGGUUUGUGGGGAAAACACUGAUGACCACCUACCCCGGGACCGUGCUGAUGAUUUUCAGUGUUUCUCUGUGGAUUGUGGCGGCAUGGGGCUUACAUGUCUGCGAGAGACACCACAACUACAGGGACCUGAGUAGCAACUACAUGGAGGCCCUGUGGAUGGUCUCCGUCACCUUCUUGUCUAUCGGGUAUGGAGAUGUGGUCCCCCACACUUACUGUGGACGCAGCAUUUGCCUCCUCACCGGGAUAAUGGGAGCCGGCUGCACAGUGUUGGUGGUGGCAGUGGUUGCCAGGAAGCUGGAGCUGACCAGGGCAGAGAAACAUGUUCACAAUUUCAUGAUGGACUCACACAUCUCCAAGAGGAUAAAAAUUGCUGCAGCGAAUGUGCUGAGAGAGACUUGGCUUAUCUACAAGCACACUAAGCUGUUAAAAGACCACAGCAAAGUCCGCAUGCACCAGCGGAAGCUGCUCCUGGCCAUCCACCAGCUGCGGCAAGUGAAGAUGGAGAAGAGAAUUCUUGCUGACCAGGGGAACACACUUGUGGACCUUAACAAGAUGCAGAACCUGAUGUAUGACGUGCUGUCGGAGGUGCAGGGCUGCAGGGGGGAUCUGGACACACACAUCCACACACUGGAGAAGAGUGUGGAGGAGCUGAGGGAGGGCUUCAGGAGCCUGAUGCCGCUCCUCUCCAGCACACUGUCCACACAGAAUUCCUCCAUCCGCCACCUGCUCAGGGAGAGAGAGGGGAAGACUGAGAUUGCAAGCGUGAGCGGAGAAGACAGGUAGAGGGAUGGCAGACGAAGGCUUCUAAGGACGCUUGAGAAGAAGUUAUCUGCCUUUACUGCAGCUUAAACAGACUUGAAGAUAAAGGGAAAAGAGAUG